AUGACUCCACCUACCUGUCUGAUGGGUUUUGCUUCGCCCUCUGACAGGAGGUUCCAUCAAAGAAGGCAGGCCGAGCCGGGGAAAACAGUGCUAACGUGGUCCCCUCUCGGUUCGGCGGAAUCAAAAAAGAAAAGAAAAAAGUAUACAAUAGUUAUAUAUAUAUAUUUUUUUAAGUACAUAUUAUGUGCUUACUUUUCAAAAAUAAUACGAUUUUCUGAAUUUUACACUGACAUUUAAUGUAGAACAUUAUUUAGAACUAAAAUGGUAGAGAAUGAAAAAAUUAAAUACAGGUUUAAAUACCAGAUAAAUAAACUUACCUACCUACUCUUGUCGGUAAACGCCAAAACCUGUAUAUAGCCACAUGUGUACCGUGUUCUGUCGUGUAUACCGUAAGCCUUGGUAGCCUGCAAAAAUAGUGACGAAAUGAAACAAAUUACUUACUGAACUCUUGGUUAAAUAUCGAAACGUAAUUGUAUAAUAUAAGAAUGAUACGUAAAACUGUAAAAUUAAAAAACCUAAGUACACCGUUAAUAGCUGUAAUACGCGAAUAUUGGAUGUAGUCGAGCAGAUGCAAUAUUGCGGUAGAAGAAAUUGUAUGGCCUGUGCGUUAAAACAAAUAGCACCAAUAUUUGUUUUAUAUAUAUUUUAGAAGUAUCUAAAUUAAAAAAAAUUAGAUGUUUAUUGAAUAGAGGAAAGCAAGAUUGUAAACAGCGGCACCGAACAUUUUUUAAACCACCGGGGUAAACCCUGUUUGAGGAUAACACCUAUCCACCCGCCUAAGUCGGAUUAAGGGGGUCGGUCUCAGAGCUCAUGUGUUUUCACGAAAUACUUUUUAAAUGCUCACGUUCAAUAUAUUUUUCUAAAUAUACAAUUAUUUUACUACUAUUAAAUACUGAAUGAUAAAAUAUUUAAAUUUAAAACUAGCACAAAAAAAAAAACGGAAUUAUAAAUCUUUAGUAACCAAUAUACUGUGAUUUUAUUAUUUAUUUAUUUAUUCAAUAUUACGGACAAAUGUCCAAUUACAAUAAAAUUACAAUAGUGAUAUGACUAGUGGGUACAUAAACUUACAAUUGCGAUACAUAACAUUUUUUAUAUUUCAUACAUUUUAAAACAUAAAAAAAAAAAACAAAAUUAAAAAUAUACUAGUAGAAAAAAUAUUAAACAAAUAGAAUUUCAUUGGUAAGGUUAUUACUGGUUGACCUAAAAAUAUUCAAAGGCGAGCAAGAUAAAUAAUUUUCAUUUUUGCGGGGCCUCAUAUAUAUUUAUAAAAAUACAUAUUUAUUUAUUUUAUUUUCUAACGAAUUUACUAUGUUUUCAUAUAAUUUCGUAAACUUGAUGGUUUUGUUAGAAAUCUUAAUUUGUACUUAUGUAUAAGCUAAUAAAAUCAAAUUUGUAUUUUUAUAUUAUACACAAAAUAAGUAGGUACCUACUUAGGUACAAACAAUAUUUUAUCAAUUAAUAUUAAUAUUUUAUUGAACACUAUGACAUAAAUAUGACAUAAUAAGUAAACUAUUAUUUGUAAUAAAAAAAUUAACAUAGAUUAUUGUAAUACAACUGAUAAUAUAUGAUAUCGCCUACUUAAAAAAUUUUUUUUUUAUGUAAACAAUUGUCUUAUUGUAGCUCAGAGAAUAUGUUCGAUAUUGAUAACAUAUGUUUGAGUGUUUUUAAGCCAAUAACAAUGUGUUUAGCUUUUUAUAAUUGGUACCAUCUUGAUUUUCAUCUAUAACAACCCGUGUCCUAAGAAAACCACACGAUCACACGAAUCGCAAUUUGCGUACCUACUAUAUUGGGACAAUAUUAUUAUGAUUAUUUAUAGAUAAAGUUAUAUUCAGAAUACAUAAUUUGCGGGGCCCGGUGUAGCCGCACCGCUUGCCCCCUUACCCCUAGGGCCGGCACUCAUACUGCACAACCCUGUUCGUGGUGAUUUUAAUAAUUCAAAUAAAGAUAUAGAAACGAGUUAAAUGAGUUAUACAGAAUGCCCUUCAAAAAAAUGACUUUUUAUUUUACAAUCAUGUUCCAUCGUCUUGCUCUGAUGGUUUUGAGAAUCUCUCUGCUUUCAUCUAUUUCACUGAGUAUUCUUUCGUUGGUACGGUGUUCUAUCCAACUCACUCUCAGCAUCCUUCUCCAACACCACAUUUCAAAGCUUUCGAGUGUUCGUUGUUCUGCCUUAUUCAGAAUCCAUGUUUCGCAGCCAUAUAGUCCCACACUCCAUACAUACACUUUAAUCAAGCGUUUUCUCACUNUCUGGAUCUUAUUUCCAUGAAACAUCUUCCAUCUUGGUUGAUUAGACUGCCUAGGUAUCUAAAAUGGUCCACUUGUUCGAGCAGCUGAUUCCCUGUUUGGAUAUUAAUUCUCCGGAUUCUGUCUGAUUUUUGGCACAUCAUUACUUUAGUUUUUUGCCAGUUGAUAAUCAGCUGAUAUUUUUGGAAGCACCUCGCCAUUUCUUCCAGUGCUCUUUCCAAAUCAUGCUCAUUGUUAGCUAGAAGUGCAAUAUCGUCGGCGAAUCUUAAGAAGAAUAUUAUUUCUCCACCCACUUAUAUUCAUAUCCGAUUAAUAAUUUCUUGGUUACAGUGGCUUUCGCCGUUUCAUCGUAACGAUAAUACAGUGUAAACAAUUAAAUACGUAUAUUGAUUUUUACAGGACGAAUGCAAAAAAAUCCGGUGGAUUGGACGAACUCAUUGAGACGAACCUCACGUUCGAACAUCGAUUCCAUUGGUCGAAAAAUAUUGAAUAUCGUUCUCCGUGGGUCGAAGAUAUGUCGAGAGAAAUUCUCAACCACGUCAAUAAACCCGAACUCUUCGGAGCGCAAAGACAAGAGAUAUUAGAACACGAUGAUAAGGGCGUUUCUGGGAUAGAGAUUUUAGAAGCCGAUUCCAUCCACAAUGAUUGCACCAGUGAAACAGACGACAGCAUCACGUAUGCAGUCGCAAGUAAAUUUUGUGAUACAUUGAUGAAACACUGCAAUAAGACUACGGACGAAACACCUAAAUGCCAAUGUUCUUCGGAUGAACAUUACAAGUGGACUAAACUUUACGAAAAGCUCGUCAACUGUGGGCGACUUUGA
Messenger RNA from Cinara cedri, 3064 nucleotides. Lineage: Eukaryota; Metazoa; Arthropoda; Insecta; Hemiptera; Aphididae. The record is from the annotation of a GenBank genome assembly.